Messenger RNA from Fomitiporia mediterranea MF3/22, 1842 nucleotides. RefSeq names its product WD40 repeat-like protein. The transcript has 5 exons. Gene Ontology annotation, cellular component: small-subunit processome. The record is from RefSeq and is a predicted model, not a curated record. The coding region runs from base 1 to 1740 and encodes 579 amino acids. NCBI's taxonomy places the organism in Eukaryota, Fungi, Basidiomycota, Agaricomycetes, Hymenochaetales, Hymenochaetaceae. Gene Ontology annotation, molecular function: snoRNA binding; protein binding.
AUGCCCGACGCUUUCUUCGUCUCGAAUAAGACGCGUAAGCGGAAGCGCUCCUUAGGAGUCAAAUCUGCCUCCAGUUCAAGAAAGCAAGUCAAUGGGAAAGGACGACCUGAAGGCAAGGCUCCAAACACAAAGAAGCGAAAGGACGAAGAACUCGAGUCGGACGCGACCAGGAGUGAUGAAGAUAUUGACGACUUAGACUUGCGAGCCUCUGAAAGCGACCCAAAUGCUAGCGGUGAUGAGGAUGAGCUCGAGACGCCUGCGGAGAAGCGUCUUAGGCUUGCGCAGGUAUACUUGGAUAGCGUGAAAGAGGAGCUUGCAAUGAAUGCUGGCGAAGUUGAUGCUGCAGAACUUGACCGCGAAAUUAUCGCGUCGAGGCUAAAACAAGAUGUUAUGCAGCAUAGUGGAAGGAUGCACAGAUUCUUAGCAGCCUCCCUUUAUGUCCCUGAUGAACCGCUAUACCUCCGAACACGCGGGCACCGUCAAGCCGUCACAGGGGCCGUUGCGAGUCCGAGUGGGAAGUAUCUGUUCACCUCUGGGAAAGAGGGCUCAAUAAUCCGAACGGAUUUGUCGACCGGAAAACCCGUUGCGACGUUCUACAAGCUGAAAUUGGGUGGACAUACAGAGGGAAAGGGGAAAGGAAAGGCAAUAGCGGAUGUACACGGCCAUACAGAUGAGGUGCUUGCUCUUGCUCUGAGUGAUGACGAGAAACUCCUAGCGAGUGGAGGAAAAGACAAGAAGCUUAUUGUAUGGGAUGUGGGGAAAAACGAAUGGCUCCGGAGCUUUGGCGGACAUAAAGACACUAUUUCUGGUUUAGCCUUCCGUAAAGGCACUAACCAAGUUUAUACCGCAUCGCUGGAUCGAACGCUGAAACUAUUUGACUUAUCGCCGAAUGUCAUGGGCUAUGUCGACACACUUUUCGGACAUCAGGACCAUGUGGUCUGUCUGGAUGCUCUUCGCGCCGAGACCGCUGUUAGUGUCGGUACCCGGGAUCGUACAGCACGCUUUUGGAAGGUUGUCGAUGAGACACAAUUAGUCUUUAGAGGGGGAGGAGUUAGCAAAGUGCGUGAGGUUCUGGAAGGCGGACUAGAGGGUCUUGAUGAUGAUGAAGGUACCCAUCUGGGAAAGAGAGUAGAGAAAAGAUACGAAGAGGGGUCUCUUGAAUGUGUUGCAAUGAUUGAUGAAAGUACUUUCGUUACGGGUGGGGAUAGCGGCUCUUUAUCAAUAUGGACUACUGGGAAGAAAAAGCCGAUAUUCACACAAGCUCUCGCACAUGGAAUGCAUGACACGUAUUCCGAGACAGAAGGGGUUGUGUCUACUCCACGCUGGAUUACGUCCAUAGCUUGUCUUCGCUACGGGGACGUGCUAGCAUCGGGUUCGUGGUCUGGGCAGGUCCGUUUAUGGAAGAUCGCUGUCGACUCAUCGAACAAGUCUCGACCUCUCAGCUUGACGUUAAUAGGAGAGCUUCCAGCUCCUGGCUUUGUGAACUCGGUGCAAGUGUUAUUAGUGCCGCGUACGGCAACUGAUGGGUGGGAGUGGCUUGCAGCGAAGAGGGAUAAAGCAGCAGGGAAUAGUUCACAACCAAAUGGAGAUUCCGUUCUAGCAACAAACGAAAGGCAUGCGAAGGAGAGUCUUAUUGUUGUCGCUGGACUGGGUCGCGAACCGCGGUUAGGGCGUUGGAUGACAUUGAAGGGCGACGGUGCUUCAAACGGAUCGCGUGUAUUCGUCCUUCACCAAAAGUAAUUUUACGCUCUAGCGUACUAACGCACGAUCCGCACUCUGUCGUUUAUUAUGCGUUGUUACAGUAUAGAUUGUGCCUGUACUUUUUGCAUACCGUUGCUUUUU